AAAUUUAUUUAUUUAUUUAUGAUUUCAGAAUCGCUACAGUCAAGUUCAACAACGCUCUGAUAAAAUGGAAAUGGAGAUGAUGGAAAAUAGGAUGUUUAGAUCUCCGGAAAUCAAUGGUGAUCUCUCAGAUGAAGAUGAAACUGAUGGGAAAAGCUCCAUUUACAAGCAAAAGUAUGAAAGAGCAGUGAGAGACAUGGAAAUCAUGAAACGAAGAAUGCAACAGCUACAAGAAGAAGAAAUGGAACAGAAAGCGAUGAUGAAGAAAGCUUCUGAAAAGAGGCUGGCUGAUGCAUUAGAAGAUGUUGAGGAAGAACGCCAAGUUGCAAAUCAAUGGAAGCGUAAAGCUCAGAAACUAGGGGCAGAACUACAAGAUCUAAGACUAAUGCUUGAAGAGCAAAUGGGACGAAAUGGAGAACUUGAAAAGAAACAGAGGAAGUUUGAUGCAGAGCUAAGUUCUGCCCAAGAGGAAAUAAAAAAGGAAAGAAUAUUAAGAGAUAAAUUGAUGAGAGAGAAAGACCAAGCUAUUAGUGAAAAGUACACUUUGGAGCAAGAGCUUCAGUCUAUGAAAAUGGAUUCUGAUAUGUUUCAUGAAAAAAUAUCUCAACUAAACAGAGAAUUAGAUGAAUUGACAUUAAGCAGUAAAGGUGAAGAAGAAGUAACCCAAUUGAAACGGACCAAGCAAGAACUGGAACGCAAAGCAAGGGACCAAGAAGAAGAGCUUGAGGAAUUGGCUGCCCAGGUUCAAAUGCUUGAGCAAGCUAAGUUGAGACUUGAAAUGUCUUUGGAAAAAGUUCGUCAAGAGCAUAGACGAGAAGCUUCUGUUCGGGAAGAGGAAAUUGAAGAAAUAAGAGCAAGCUUUUCAAAAAAAAUUAAAAAUCUUGAAGCACAACUUGAAUCAGAACAAGACGAGCGUCAUCAAUUGAUGAAACAAAAGCACGAGUUAGAACGGAGGAUCUAUGAACUAGCUGACCAACCACCUCCUCAAGAUCCAGAAAUCGAGAGGCGUCUGCGCAGAGAUCUGAAACGUACAAAAGCACUUCUGAGGGAUGCCCAGUCUAUGCUAGAACACACCAGGGAAGGUCAAUCCAGUAAAACUCUGAUAAGGCAGCUUAAGAAUCAGCUUGAGGACUCUGAGUUUGCAAAAGUCACAGCCGUCAAAGCCCGACAAGCAAUUGAAGCUGAGCUGCAAGAAUGCCAAUCACAGCUUGAAGAAGUUACUCGUGUUAAAAAUGAAGCUGAAAGUCGUUGUUUGCAAUUAUCAAGGGAAAAAAGUGCUAUUCAAACUCAGUUAGAGGAGGCAGAAGAAGAAAUGGCUGAAGUGAUGAAAAAAUAUAAAGCUGCUGUUGCUCAGAUGUCCAUUGAUCAGAAGACAUUAGCCGAGCAGAAUCAACAAAUUGCAGAACUAGAGAGUGAAAGGCAAAUGUUAAAAGACCAACUAAGUGAAGUUAGCCAUAAAUUUGAACAUCUUGCUGGCCAGUCGGAUGAUACACACAAAGUACAUUGGUUGGACAGCAAAAUAAGAGAUCUAGAAUCAAAACUAGAACUAGAACAGACUACCAAAACUCGUCUUGAAAAUCAAAUUGCUCGACUGAAAGAGCAAAAUGAUCGAUCACGAGAAGAAUGUGACUCAUUGCGGAACAAGGAGAUGCAAGCACAAGAAGGAGUUAGGCGUCUUCAAAGGCAAGUGAGAGAUUUGCGGGAAGAUUAUGCAGCCCUGCAACAGAAGGAAGCUGAUGCUUACAGAAAACAACAUGAGCUAGAAAUGGCUCUUGAAAACACAGAAACCGACCUUCAAGUUACCAAAAAUGAUCUGAGAUUAGCAUGCCAAAGAAUUCAAGACCUGCAGAAUGCUCUUGAGGACGAUCUUGAUUCGGGCACUGAUGUUCCUGAUGAUAGUGGUUCUGACAGUGAAGACAGUUUUGAACUGUCCGUUCUUAGAAACCAAAGUGUGACCCCUGUCCAACGAUGUGAUAGCGUUGCGAGUAACCUCAGCUACUGUACGACGGAGGAUAUUCGAUCAAGAACUUCUUCAUUCAGUAGGGAAUUAUCUGCAUUUAGCAGUAGGGAUGAUGUUGAAAAGGACGUCAAUGGAUUAUCUGGGGUGAGCAGUCGAGGACACAACACAGAAGCAGAUGAAAGUAUUAUUUGAAUCAAUAUCUCUCUUCUGGUCCACACACACCCAAAAAGAAGAAACAGGUGGCUGGCCACGGACUUUGUCAAUUACAGAGGCCUGGAGCAUUUUUUCCAUUUUUAUUCUAGGUAAUCAGCCUCUUCUCUUAGGUGCCAUUUUUUACUUGCAAAGAACACUUUCUUUUUCUACUGGCGUCAAUCUUUUGACAAGCAAGCUCUGAGCUUUAUUCAACUGUGAGCAACACAGUGUUUUAUGAUUGAGAUUCAAUAGGGGAUGAUGCAGAGAUGCCAACUUGCUUCGGACAUCGGAUUCAUAUUUUCGAGUGGUAGUCUUUUAAUGUAUGAUUCUUUGUGUAUUAAACUCGAUUUAUAGGAUUUACUCUCGCUACUGCUUCGAAAUAAUGCAGAGGCUCAUAGGAUACGACACUUAGCCUGCAUUCGAGCUGCGUUGAGAGUUUUAAAAAGUUUGAAAAAUUAACUAAAAUCUGCAAAAUUUAGAUUGCAGUUCUCUACCAGUUUUUAAAGUAUUUUGUCUUGCCGGUAGCAGUUGGCAACUCUGGGUAAUGUUGAAACAUGUUUUGAUUGGAUUAGUGAGAAGGGAAAUUACAUUUAGAAACUUAGCAUAAAAGUUUGUUUCUCUGCGUAGCUCUUUUUUUUAAAAAAAAAAUUUUACAAAAUAUUUUUGAGUGUGUUAAUUGGCCUGUUUGCUGCAAUAUUUUUUUUUUCAUUAGUUUAUGUAGUUUGCUAAGUUGCAUUACUUUAUCACCUUUUCUGCAUCUUUUAGUAGUUUUUUUAAUAGUUUAUUUUAUACCCUUUAAUACGUUUUAAUUAAAAUAUAGGGUAACAAAAUUGACUAAAACCUAUAGUUUAACAAGUAGCUGUAAGUGUUUUAAAAGUAUUACUUAUAAAUUUUAAUAUCUUGAAAUCUGUAUGAUAUGUUUAAAAGUUAUUUAUCAUAUUAUCAUAGAUAGCUAUAAAUAUUUUUAAAAAAAUAAAUACAGUCGGACUUCUAUUUAACGAACUUCCAUUUUGCGAUUUUUUUCGAGGAACCAUAGACAUUUUGGAAAUUUCUUCGUAAAAUAACUUCCAAAUAGUGAAGUAAAUUUUCUAUUUAAUGAACUUUUUUUUGAGAUCCACUUUCCCUAUAUCCCAAAAUAUUUCAAACUUGUUAAUGCAUUGAUGGGGGUAGUUACCUUGAAUUAAUUUUCACAGCCACUUAGCUUUUUGAGAAGGCAGUAAGAUCCCUUUCCCAUUUUUGUUCGCAUUUCAUGCAGGAAUUCAUGCCAAAAAUCAAUUUAUAAGAAAGCAUAACUGAUGUUUCUAAAGCAUGGAACUAUGAUAUAACAGAUCGUACUAAUCGUAACAGUUUUGCUAAAGCUGGAUUCUUUGUCAGCGUGGAUAAUUUGGAAAGUGCGGAGGACGAGGAUCUCAUUCCUUUAGAAGAACUUUUAAAAAAAUGUGGGUACAGCGAAGAGAGAACCAUGAAAUUAACGAUGAUGUACGUGAUUAAUGAUUUUCUUUUUUAUUGAUUCUAAAGCUCCAACCGUAGAAACAUUAACUGAAUCGGAUAUUUUGGACAGUGUGAAAAAUAAAAACAAUAAGCCAAUAAAUUGUGAGGAAGAGGAAUACAGAAAUGAUGAAGAAAUCAUCAAACCUUCAUAUGAUGAAAUGCUAAAAUCAUUUGAAACAGUUCGAUAGUGGAUAAUAAUUCACAAGAUAAAGGUGCAUCAAUUGCUAUUUUAAUUAUAUCUAGUGUUUAUGAAUUUAAAACCUGUUUUUUGUUGUUUAGGUAUUACAAAUUAUGAUUUCCUAUUUAAUGAAUUUCCCAUAUAAGGAAUUUUUUAUCUCGAUUUAUCGACUUUGUUAAAUAGAGGUCCGACUGUAAAUGAAUGAAAAAUCCAUUGUUCUAAAUUGCAUUUUUUGCUUUUUAUGCGCUUUAUUUUCUUUUUUUAUAAAAUUAUAUACAAUAUGUUUUGAUAACUUACAUUUAAAUUUCAGAUCAUUCAUAAAACUUAAAAUUAUGCAUAAUUUUCAUAAUGGUAAACUAAUGAACAUUGUUUAAAUGUUCUACAAACUUUCUUCAACUAUAAUAUUUCCCCCUCUUUUUGCUUAGAUAUUUAUCCACGAUAUUAUAUUUUUUUAUAUGCUCUCAAAUUGUUUUAAGUGUAACAUUUAUUUGAUUAUUUAUUGUUUUUCUGUAUAAUUUUUCCCACCUCCUUCUUCCUGAUUUACUAGUUUGCUGGCAGAUUUUUUCAAUUUUGAUGCAUUUUGCAUAUGGGAAAGUACUUAUUUUCAAUGAAGCAAUCUGAACUCAGUGGAGUGGUUUUAUUAAUACGUCCAAAGCUUAGUUAAAUUUAUUAGAUAUUUUCCUUAGAUCUUUAUUUACUUAUUUUAAUGUUGAAAAGUUUCAUUGGUGCCUAUCGGUUUCCGUAUUUUAAAAAUGUUGAACUUCUUUGAUACAUUUUUGUCUAUAACUUUUUAGUAUAAUUGUCUUUGAAAGAAAAACUGUUUGUCUGAAUGAUAUUCUAUUAGCUGUGAAUGCGAUACUUAAAUUUGUGUUACAUGUUACUUGAAGUGUUGUUACAUAUUAUUAUAAUUUAAAUAUUAUUUUAUAAAAAUUAUACGUUAUAUGAGAAUACAUCUGUACACAUUUUUAUACCCAUUAUGACAGAUGGUUUGUUUUGUUUCCUUUAGUAUAUUAGAGCUUGAACAUAUACUAUAAGGGUUUCUCAAAUGAAAAGUGGUCACAUGUGGUAGACACGAGAGCAUUUAAGGUGAAUGUACAGCUUUUCUAUGAAUGAUGUAACCAAAACAGAAUAAUGUUAGCUGGUAUAGUGUUUCAGUGACGGAAGCUACAACGAUGUCCUGAGUUGUAACUCUCCAAUUACCUCUUAUCGUUUCAUCAACAGCAGAAAUAAAUUCAUGGGAAAUCAUGGCAUUUGCUUGCUUUUGGUUUUGAGUGAACUAAUAUUGUGACAUUUAUCUAAGAUAUUGUUUGUCAUAAACGCUAUUUUACAAUAGAUGUCUGCCCUAUGCUCAUUCUUAUGUUUUGGACCCAUAUAUAUCUUAGCAUGACUUUGCAUUCACUUUAAAUGCUUUCUUACAAACUGGUUAUUCAAGAUAAACCAGUUAUCAGCUGUACUGCAAUCUAUAACCAUGAAAGGUAGCACUGCUAUCGCUACUGUAUUUCUGGCACUAUUUUGCAGGUCUCUUUUUAUUUCAACAACCCUAAUGUGUUUGUAUAAAAAAUUUGACUUUCUUGACUGCAAAAUUUAGAACUUUACAAAAUAAACAAAAAGUUAUUGAAUGUUUGCAUAUCAAAUGUUCAUCUAUUAUUAUAGUGCUUAGUUUAUUUUUCGCUGUACAUAAGUUUUAUAAAUUAUUUAUUUAUAUAUUAUGUAUUUAAAUAAAAAAUAUUUGCUUCUUAUGAAAACAAUUGUAAAUUGAAUGAAAAAAUUGUCAAAAUUUGUUUUAAUAUUAAGUUUAUAUUUUUAAACAUAAAGAAAAUUAUAAGUUGAUAUAAUUAGUAUCUAUUAAUGCUCUACUUAGUAUGUUUUUACUGUUUAAAAGUUUAGAGAAAUGGUUGAUAAGUUUAUAGAGGUUUUACUCGAACAGCUAGUAUUUGCUUGAAAUGUUUUACAAUUUAUUUUAUGUCUUUUUCCGAAAUAUAAUACGAUUUAUUUAACGAUUUUUUCCGAAAUAUAUUACGAUUUAUUCACGAAACAUCAACAUUUCUCUAUAAUGUAUAAACAGUGGAAUGUGAAAAAAAAAUUUAGGUUAAUUUUCAAUGUUACAAAUUCGAUUGAUACUUUUAAGUAAUUUUUUUGCGCCGUCUUUGUAUACCAAAUAGCUGAAUAUUUGAUAAUGUGAAGAAAAAAACUCUAUUUCUAAGUAGGCCAUCUGUUGGUAUGUGUUAAAGGUGGCUUUAUUAUUCUGACUGUAUAAUCUUCAUCGCAUGACAUGUGCAUUGUCUUUUUUAUAUAUUUUGUAUAAAUCAAUUUAUACAUGUGUAAGGAAUGAUGAACAUUGCAUACCUUUGUUUUCUAACGCAAUAAAAUGUUUUUAAUUGAA
This is a messenger RNA of Parasteatoda tepidariorum (common house spider), 6201 nucleotides long. The record is from RefSeq and is a predicted model, not a curated record. Lineage: Eukaryota; Metazoa; Arthropoda; Arachnida; Araneae; Theridiidae.